This is a messenger RNA of Harpia harpyja (harpy eagle), 3437 nucleotides long. RefSeq names its product chromosome 4 C11orf52 homolog (gene C4H11orf52). The coding region runs from base 1661 to 2053 and encodes 130 amino acids. Gene Ontology annotation, cellular component: extracellular exosome. The transcript is spliced from 5 exons. The record is from RefSeq and is a predicted model, not a curated record. Lineage: Eukaryota; Metazoa; Chordata; Aves; Accipitriformes; Accipitridae.
AGCCAGGGGCCGAGCAGGAACCAGGAAAUACAAGCUCUCCCUGUCCAGAAAACGCUUCUGCUUCAUGGAGGAAGGAGCGACAUGGGCAAUCUCUGCAGCUGCGGGCGACCGUGAAAAAGGGCACAGCGGAGCAUCGUUCGGUGCCAAGCGGAAAUAUUUUCGGCUCUGAGCGUGGUACAAGGGGGAGACCUAUGAACGUCAGAUGAAGCGCCGAGGACAUUCUCUCCAACACUGCAUUUGUUAAAAGUCUUGGAAAUUCAUCAGCGCUUUUUAAUAAUUACAAGAGGCACAGCAUCACCUAGUGGCUGAAGCAGAGGAGGAGGUGCAGGACACCGAGGUCUUUCCAACCUGAGCCCUGAGCUGGAGCGCAGAGGAGUUUGGGAUUUAGGAAUAGGAGCUGGAGGUGGGAGGUGGAAGGCUGGUUCUUGACAUGUACCCCCCAAAAGUCCCAUUUUCUACUUCCUCUACCCUGUGGCAGAGGGUAAAUGAGGCACCCAGGGCAUCAGCUUCAUUACUGCAGCGGACAAGGGCCUGAUCAUGGAAUGCCUGGGGCACAGGCUGGUUCCCUUGAGCAGAGCUGCAGUUGCCCGGCAUGCUACUGAUGCUGCGUGGCAGGGAGAGCUGUGCCACAGCACAGACUGGCAAAGCCAGAGACUCCGGAGUACAAACACCACCAUUACAGCAUAUGCUGUGGUGGCACUUUCAUGUCCAGACAGUGCCAGGCCAUGCACAAACACUUCUGCCUCCACAAGGAAGUAUAAACCAGAAUCUGAAGGUCACUCAUGUAUGCAGGGCCAGGCAGGAGAGCAGCUUUCGGAGCAACGUGGUGGCAUGCUGGCUUCUCUGGGGCAAUAUCAAAUUCUGUUCCCCCAGGGCUACUGGACCAGGACUCCUGUGUCCCACUUGAUUUUCUCCCAGAGGCUGCAUGGAAAGUAAGAAUCUGGGACGGCAUUUCUGCUGGUGGUGUCACUACUACCUUCUGGCACAUUCCUGCAGCAGAGGACAAAGCCCUGGCCAAAGACACUUUCGACCCCAGUACCCCCGUGGAACUCAAGUGCUAACAUCUCCUUGCUGUGCAGCAAGGAGAAAGCAGAGCUCUCUCCCCAGGAGCAUCAUCCCCUGUCCUGUACAUGGAAACACAUGGGUGAAGAAGGGCUCAGGCUCCCAGGCUGUCCCCGUGCUGUACAAGCUAUUCAAAUGGGCUCUGAGCAAGGAGAGGAAGGCAAAUGGGAAUGUGCUGUUAGUAACAUGGGCUUGGGAGACACCUACAGAGGACCACAAUCAAGAGCAGACUGGUGCACUGAAGCCCCACUGCAGAAGUUUGCAUUAUUCAUAGCUUUGCCUUGGUGACAGAGGGAAAAAAAUGGUACUUAAUUUUAGUACAGGUGUUUCCAGGCACCUAUACUGCUUUUAUUUCUGAUUUUGUCAGCACCACAGCUGUGUCAGCAAAUUGCUGGGCUUCCUAAGUAAAGCUGAGACUUACAAAAGGGCUCAGAGGGGGUAGGCACCCACCUUCUCCUGGACGGAAGAUCCUUGUCAUGAUCCCUACCAAAGCACGAGCCCUAAGGGAGACAGAGCAAAGAGCAAGAGACUGAGGAGGUUCCUGAAGUCUUUAAAGAAAAGCCAUUACAGCAAAUUUAUUCACAGAAAAAAGCUACUGAUGAAGGAAAGCGUGCCCUCAGGUCUGGGUACUUCUGCAAAUAUGGUCUUGCGGAGGGCAGGCCCCAGGAAUUGCCCUUCGCCUUUUAAAAGAAAGAAAGAAAAGCAAGGAACUAAUGUGAGACAUGAGAGCCAACAGAAUCAGCCUGGCAGGAAGGGUCCAACGUACGAAGAUGUCCUGGAGUUUCCUGUCUAUGCCACUGUGAGUAAGCCCAAGAGUGUGAAGCAGGAUGACAGCAUUCAUUACGCAGACAUCCAAGUGUUCACCAAGGUCCGGGAGCGCUCUGUAGCAGAGGUGAAGAACUUACAAAUGCAGAAUGCCACAGAGUAUGCCACCCUCAACUUUCCCCGGCCCAGGCUGAAAUAUGACAGUAAGAAUGGGACCCUGGUAUAAAAGGCUUGGUGGUCCCCUCCUCCUUCAGCAGCAAAAGGAUUUCACAGACUUAGAGAUGCUGUAGAUGCAAGAUAACCUCAUGGACACAUCAAGUCUCCCUGAGAAAGUGCAGAGAGGCUGUGUCUUCCCCCUGCAUUUCUCUUCGGAGGACACAGACAUAUUUAUUCUCACACGAUGAGUAGUUUCCUAUCUGAUUCUGCUGACAAAAAACACCUCUUCACCUUGGAAGAGUUGACUCUGAAGCUGGCAACCCAUCUCUUCUCAGCACUGUGAGAAGGCAGAGCUGCUCCUUGGCUGAUGAAGGCUAAAACCACAGCUCAGAGCUUCAGUGAGAAAGUUCCUGCUGUGGCACAGGACCAGCUGAGUGCUGCUCUGCAGAUGGAUUUGGGAACAUGGCAUACAGGAUUCAAGGGACAAGGAAGAUGUUGCCACAGGAUUUUAUGUCAAUGUUAAGAAAAUUCUGCAAUGUGCAGAAUGACAUGUGGAUGACACUGUGAAGAAAUGGCAUGAAACCUUUAACAGUAUCUACUGCAACGUCUUCCUCCAACACCUGCCACUGUAACUGCAGUCAUGCACUAUGUGCAUCCCCUUUUCUCAAAAAGCAGUGUUCUAUAACUAUGCACAGCACACUAAAACCAAGGCCAGGAAUGCACAAUUAACUGAGGGGUACAGAACAAUUUCUUUCACUGAAGGGCUGUACAGAUAAUGCAUCCCUACCCCAACAUGCACAGAAGUGAGUAGUGACCUCUUGGCUCUGACUGGAAAUGAAAUAAGGAAAAUUCACAAUUUAACUGCAAGGCAGCCACUUAAGAGCCACUGCCUAUAUUUAGGGCAGUUAUCCAGUUCUUAGAGUACAGCAGCUGUCUGCAUGCCUGAGGUACUGGGUAUGAAUCCUGGUCAACUUUAGAGAGGGUUUUGGACUUUUCCUCCAUUUUUUAUUUCAUACUGUCAGCCCUAGUUAUGAAACCCAGUGACAUAAAGCACACACCAUGUGGUGUUUUCUGCUAACCCUCCCAGAUACACCUCUCAGAAUUUUUUUAUGGAUUUAAAAUAGUGUUAGUAAUGCAGUAUAGUAAUUGUCCAAAAGGCUUCUGCCACUGGUCUGAAUUUGGCAGUUGCAGCAUUGGCAGUUGAACAGGGCUUCCAAGAAGUAUCUUCAGGCACUAAAUCAAUGCUUGGCACGUUCUGUUCCUAAAUAAUGGUCUGCAUAGCUAAAUGUAGAUCGUGGGACAACCUGUUUAUUGCCAGUGUUUAAAAAGGGACAUCCUGGUACAUUUUAUAAACAUACAUAAUUUUGCAUAUUAUGGCUCAGCUAAAUCUAAAAAGCAUGAAGGAGUUCCUGCUCAUUACAAAAAAUAAAGCUGAUAUGGGCAGUGUUUGCUAA